UGAUAGGAGAGUGGAAUUGUGAACGAAUAUGCACGCGGCCACUCCUCAUAAGGGACUGAGAAUGAAUUUGCGGUGCCGGCAUGACAUUGAUCGGAGCACCUUUUAUCAUACGCAAUUAUGAUAGCUGAGUUGCCACCGAAUAAGAAUGAGUUGAAAGUGGAUCUUGAUGUACUCCUUUCUGCCAUCACCUCUCCCCUUUGCAUACAACACCAUGAAGAACAUCGUUCUCGCUUUGAUCGUUUGUGUUGCCACAACGAUUGCAGUUCUGGCAAACAAUGGAGCGCCAAAAGACUUCCAAAGGUCAUACAAGUAUUGGCAAUUCCAGGUAAAUCGAAAUGGGAUCACAUACGAAAAUAUGACGUUCCCAUGUUUUCAGCCGGAUGCAAGAUGUAUGGGUGUUUAUGAUCCUGAAAUGGAAUACGAAAAGUAUGAGAUCAACGUUUUGGGAGAUACGAAAGUUACUUGUAACGAAAAGUACCGUACUGGAGAAGGUGCACAAGAAAGAACAGCUUAUUCUGGUCGUUGUUUCGGUACAGGGCCGGCCACUUACCUGAUCACUUGUCGAGAUCCACCAAACGAUCCCAAUUACGCUAAAGGAUGGGCAAUUUUGCAUUUCAAAUCAGAUCAUACAUACUUUUCAACAAAUAAUGGAGCAAAAGGAAGAUUCCCUGAACAACUCAACAAUACCGUUGAAGCAAAUCCGUUCAAGGACCAUGAUUAUUCCCGUGACCUGUUUGCUACGGUGGAAAUCUUUUGCCCCAUUCAGAUGUCGGAAGGAUGAAAUUUCUCUUCAGUCAAUUUAUGCAUCUUUUGUACCUUUCUGUCGUUAUGAUGAAGUGAAUAGUACUUUCUUUCUUGUUUUGUCUGAAUCA
Molecule: messenger RNA, 872 nt
Organism: Meira miltonrushii
Lineage: Eukaryota; Fungi; Basidiomycota; Exobasidiomycetes; Exobasidiales; Brachybasidiaceae
Exons: 1
Coding region: 167-781 (204 amino acids)
Source: RefSeq, a predicted model, not a curated record